This is a messenger RNA of Chaetomium globosum CBS 148.51, 1929 nucleotides long. RefSeq lists its product as uncharacterized. NCBI's taxonomy places the organism in Eukaryota, Fungi, Ascomycota, Sordariomycetes, Sordariales, Chaetomiaceae. Gene Ontology annotation, molecular function: DNA binding. The transcript has 5 exons. Gene Ontology annotation, cellular component: nucleus. Bases 1 to 1929 code for a protein of 642 amino acids. The record is from RefSeq and is a predicted model, not a curated record.
AUGAGAAGGGAGUGGAUUGGAAGAUGGGAGAGUGAGGUAGCUAGGGUGGUCGCUAGGAACCCGGGGCGGGCCCUCGAACCGGCCGAUGCGACCGCGCGGUUCGACGCCUCUAUCAUGAACCGACACCGGUCGAGGGACCCAGCCUGGGAGCUAUCGAAGGCGAAGAGUACUCUCCUAGUGCAAGCGAGGACCGGGAAGAUUGGGCUUCGAGGGUUCCUCUUUACUAGGAGGGUCCCCGAGGUAGUAACGCCGGUAUGCCGCUGCGGUAUGGCGCGCGAGACAUUCGAACACCUCGUACUCGAAUGCAACGGAGCCGCAGAUAAACCUCAUCCCUGGCCAGACGACGGCGCAGAGCUACUGGAGUGGCUAGAUGACGUGGAGAAGGCUGCCAUAGUGGUGGGGUGGGUGCUUGGGCUGGGGAGGCUGAACGAGUUCCGGCUGGCGGUGGGUGAGCCCCUUUCCGAGGAGAUGGAUCCACGGGGUAGCGGCAAGGCCGCAGCGGAGGCUGCCACUAGACGCACACUAACGGAAUCGGACACCUUGAGAACCAGGACACCUCCAGAACUAAUUUUCCGCCCCGCACCCCACCACGUCGACUUUGGACUCGCGCACCCACAGUCCCACCUCGGUAAAAUGUCUCGGCCUUUGCAGCACGAAGAGAGGAUCCAUUUAGCCGUCAAGGCCUUCCGUUCUGGCCAAAUCCGAGUUAUUCGCAAGGCUGCAGAUGCCUUUGACGUGCCAGAAAUGGGCACGCCGAUUCUUGAACCGACACCUGGAUUUGGAGUCAAGAUACCUCCGGAAGUACGACUUCAACGAGCCUUGUGUGAGGACCCUGAGAAAGUGUUGGAGUGGCUUCAGCGAGUACAAAACACUAUCGAGUCAAACGGUAUCCUCGAUUGCGAUAUCUACAACUUCGAUGAGACUGGGUUCCAAGUGGGAGUGGCAAGCACAGCAAAGGUUGUCACUCGAUCAGAGCGGCGAAAUCGACCUGUUGUUGUUCAGCCUGGGAAUCGGGCUGAGAACGGCUGGGCGACCGAUGAGCUUACAUUCGAGUGGCUUCAGCAAGUGUUUGAGUCGCAAACUCGAAGCCGAACAGUUGGCCGGUACCGCCUCUUGAUUCUCGAUGGCCACGGGAGCCAUAUGACACCAGAGUUCGACAACUUCUGCAAAGAGAAUUCGAUCCUUAUCGAGUGCAUGCCACCCCAUUCGUCACACCUUCACCAGCCUCUCGAUGUCAGUUGCUUCUCGGUCCUCAAGCGGGUGUACGGUGACUUGGUCAGAGGAAAGAUGGCUGUUGGCAUCUACCACAUCGACAAACAACUCUUCCUUGAACUCCUCUUCGAGGCCCACACCAAGACUUUCACCUCGAAAAACAUCAAAAGUGGCUUUAAAGCAACAGGCCUUGUUCCACUAGAUCCAAGUCAAGUGCUUGCUCGGCUCCGAGUAAGAAUACGAACACCAAGCCCCCUACCUACACCUGUUCAACCAAGCUCAACGCUUCCGCUCAAGACACCAUCAAAUGUCAUUGAGCUUGACCACCUCCAGAGACAGAGGCAGCGUACAAAUGCAACAAGCCCAACAGAUAGGAAUCUGCAAAAGAUUAUCAAAGGGUGUCAGAUGGCCAUGCAUAAUGCUACUCUCUUACAAGAAGAGAACUCGCGGCUCCGAGCCGAGAACACUCGACAAAAGCAGCGACGUCAACACCGUCGACCAUUCAUCCAAACAGGAGGUUCUAUGACAAUUGGAGAGGGAGUGGCCACCUCAGAGCAUCAGAAGGUCCCAAAGGCCCAGGAAGCUCGUGUGGAGGAUCAAGAGGCGGAGGUAACAGCUGUCGAAGCGGUUGAACCAAACGUACGAAAACGCGCACCACCAAGGUGCAGUCUCUGUAAUUCAACUGAGCAUACUGCCAGGACUUGCCACUGUAAAUAG